AAGGACCGUACGUUUAUGUUCUCAGUGUUUAAAGUUCCGGCUAAGAUUUUUUUGUUUUUGUUUUAGAGACUGUCAUCAUUUAUUUAUUUUAGUGAGAAAGUGUUAUUAAAUGGAAUAUUACUAUAUGUGAUUAUUUACUGUGAUGUAAAUUAUAGCCAUUACAACUAUUGUUCACUGUGAUUUGUGUGUGUGUGGUGAGUCCCGUAUGUGGCUUGUCAUUGGCGGUGAGCUGGUCGCUCUCCUCAGUGCUGAAAUCGCUGCUCGUCGUUAUCAUGUAAACGGCGAUGAGGCCAAACGGACAGUCGGCAAAUAAACACCAAAAUGGACGAUGAUCUGUUCCAGCUGAGACAGUUGCCUGUCGUCCGCUUCCGUCACACAGGCGAAAGUACACGCUCAGAGGAUGACGGUGACAAUCGAGAGCCGCUUGCAGAGGUACGUGUGGCAGAGCAGACAGAGCUGGAGUCUGUGGCGCUAGCAGAUGGAGCACCUGUCCCCCGGGAGUUUGCCAAUCCAACUGAUGACACAUUCAUGGUUGAGGAUGCUGUGGAGGCCAUCGGCUUUGGGACCUUCCAGUGGAAACUCUCCAUCCUCACUGGCCUGUCCUGGAUGGCAGAUGCAAUGGAGAUGAUGAUUCUAAGCAUCUUAGCCCCACAGCUGCAUUGCGAAUGGAGACUACCAAGCAUGGAGGUGGCACUGCUUACAUCGGCAGUGUUCAUUGGAAUGAUGAUCAGCUCCUCCCUGUGGGGAAACAUAUCUGACAAGUACGGAAGAAAGACAGGUCUGACAAUGAGUGUGUUGUGGACGAUGUUCUACGGUCUGAUGAGUGCGUUUGCACCCAUAUAUGGCUGGAUCCUCGUCCUACGUGCCCUGGUGGGCUUUGGCAUCGGUGGCGCCCCGCAGUCGGUGACACUAUACGCAGAAUUUCUACCCAUGAAGUCCAGAGCAACAUGUAUAUUGUUAAUUGAGAUAUUUUGGGCACUGGGCACCGUGUUUGAAGUCCUUCUUGCAAUCCUAGUAAUGCCCUCUCUAGGCUGGCGUUGGCUGCUGGGUCUCUCUACCAUCCCACUGUUCAUCUUUGCCAUCCUAUGUUUUUGGCUACCUGAGAGUGCUCGAUAUGAUGUGCUGACGGGGAAUCAAGAUAAAGCCCUGGCUACUUUGAAACGGAUUGCCAAGGAGAAUGGAGUGCCCAUGCCAUUGGGAAAACUUAUUGCUGCCAAACAAGAGGAUCGUGGGAAGAUCCGAGACUUGUUCUCUUCCCACAUUCGCUGGACUACUGUCCUGCUGUGGUUUAUUUGGUUUGCAAAUGCCUUCUCGUACUACGGCCUGGUGUUGCUCACCACAGAGCUCUUUCAGGAGGGAGGUGCAUGUGGAAUGUCCAAAGGUAAUAAGAUGGAGCUGCGAUGCAGCUUGGAGUGUAAAUAUCUGAACAGUGAUGACUAUAAAGACCUCUUAUGGACAACCUUAUCAGAAUUCCCAGGAUUGUUGGUGACUUUGUGGGCGAUCGAUCGCUUAGGAAGAAGGAAGACUAUGGCCUUGUGUUUCCUGGUCUUCUCUCUGUGCAUCAUUCCUCUUUAUGGUUGUGUGGGGAGAGCUUCCAUGACGGUGCUGAUAUUCAUCGCUAGAGCUUUCAUUUCAGGGGGAUUUCAAGCUGCCUAUGUGUACACCCCAGAGGUGUAUCCAACUGCAACCAGAGCUUUAGGAUUGGGAACGAGCAGUGGAAUGGCCAGAGUUGGUGCCCUCAUCACACCUUUUGUCGCACAGGUGUUGUUGGAGUCGUCUGUGUAUUUGGCUCUGUCAGUGUAUUGCUGCUGCUGCCUGCUCGCCGCCAUCGCCUCUUGUGCACUGCCAAUUGAGACAACAGGCCGGGCCCUGCAGGAGUCCAGCCAUCGUCAGUGGGGGCAGGAGAUGACGGGCCGGGCCUCCUCACAAAGAUCAGGGCAAAUCCCUCACUCGAGCUCUUGCUCCCAGGACUGAGUAAUAAUGACAUUACUGUAUUGCAAUGAAUGACGAAAACCUAGACCACGUUUCUGCGUGCGUCUUCAGCCCCUAAAGCGGCUACAGACAGCAUAACCGUGUCAUAUCACUGCACUCGAUAGUCUUCAACCACCACUGCUGUCACCAUUUCACCAUUGUAUACCAACAACAGGAUGGCUGGAAGACAUGGCAUGCGGGAUUGAGCCACAAAUGGUGGGGGACAAGUGAGACUCUUGAAAAAGUGAAGAAAUUUGCUUUGUGUUGAAAAUGAAAAGGACAAAAAGUUUUGGUAUAGGGAUCAGAAGUCAUACGAUAGCGACCGAUACUUCAACUGAGAAAGCCUUAAAUACUUAAUUUUAUUUACUUGCAAAACAUCCGCUUUAUACAUUUAAUUUGUAUUGAGAGUAUUUAAGUACAAUCUCGCAUAUUAAAAUGUUUUUUUUCAUUUACUGCAGAAUAGAGAGAAUGGCCAAAUCAUAUCAAAUACAUUACAUCAACACAUUAGAUGGUGCCCAAGGGUAAAUGUAAAAUUUGUCAUUCAACUUGUGGUUUUCAAAAGAAAUUGGAAAAAAUACAUAAUUCCAGUAGCGCUAACAAUCAUUUUACACGAUGAUCUUGACAAAGACAAUGGCCAAGUGUGUUAACCUUUCAUGUAAUUCAAGUAUGUAUUACGUUUUGGAAAAUGAAAACAUUCAAUGAUGCAGAAUUCAAGUAAAAAGAGAUCUCUUUGUGUGUAUUUUUGAAAGCUAAAUGUUCCUGAUUCAAAAUAAUUAUUUGAUUACAAUACUUAAAACAAUGUGUUAGGAUCUAAUUGGGUUACUGUUUACUUUACAUACAGAAUCAUGUCUUAUUUCGUACCCCUGUAAAUAAUGCAUCAAACAUGUUUAGUUGUCGAGCAUUUCUUUGUAUCAAGGUGAUGUGAAGACCACCGUAUUUUGCCCAGUCCGUUUGGAAGGAAAACGAACUAGCAGAUGCCCAUCUAGCUAGUUCUUACAGUAUUGAUUCUAACAGUGUAAAGACAAAAUGCUGCAUUAGGUGUCUACGUGCACUGAUUCUUGUCAAUACACUGGAUGUAAAUGUGCAAUAUUGCAGUAAAAAGAUCCUUGAAAAAGAGCAGUG
Dunckerocampus dactyliophorus (ringed pipefish) is the source of this 3093-nucleotide messenger RNA. RefSeq names its product SV2 related protein a (gene svopa). The coding region runs from base 322 to 1974 and encodes 550 amino acids. The record is from RefSeq and is a predicted model, not a curated record. Gene Ontology annotation, cellular component: membrane. Gene Ontology annotation, biological process: transmembrane transport. Lineage: Eukaryota; Metazoa; Chordata; Actinopteri; Syngnathiformes; Syngnathidae. The transcript is spliced from 16 exons. Gene Ontology annotation, molecular function: transmembrane transporter activity.